This is a messenger RNA of Drosophila teissieri, 467 nucleotides long. RefSeq lists its product as uncharacterized. The record is from RefSeq and is a predicted model, not a curated record. The transcript is spliced from 2 exons. NCBI's taxonomy places the organism in Eukaryota, Metazoa, Arthropoda, Insecta, Diptera, Drosophilidae. Bases 1 to 231 code for a protein of 76 amino acids.
AUGUGCAUAAAAACCUGCAAAGACAUCAAAUUCGGUGACAAUAGCGACGGAGGCCAUGAAGGUGGAGAGAAUAUAGUCAUCCGCACAUCCAAAUCGGGCUACGAGCACUUCCAGCUUCAACUGCAGCUGCAAGCCAAGCAAAACAAACAAAAGCACAAAGGCUUUAAAUUGCCCAACUUUAAGAUUCUCAUGUGUUGUUGCUACUUCAUCAUCAUCGUGUUGAUGAUAUGAGAACGGAAUGAAACUCAAUCUCCAACCAAAAAUGCUCCAAUUAUAUAGAUAAAUGCCAACAUAUUGAAACCGCAGAGGCGAACCAGUAAUUAUUGUUCAACUAAACUCAUAAAAAAGGUCUCAUUCGAAUGCUGUCUAAAGUAUAAACCAUCAGUUAUUUCAAUACAUGUGUUAAAACAAAUUAAAUGAAUUAAAUAUAUAUAAAUAUGUGUGUAUAGUUCAAUAACAAAGUUAAA